GAACUAUAGCAUACUGAUCACCCUCUCUCAAAUGAGGUCGUGUUAACGUUAUGACAAUGUAUCGCAAUGGAAGACCGUGUUAAAAUUAUAAUGAUAAUUACCCAGCUGACGAUGUAUGUAUUUCACAUGAUCUUGUAAUUAAGCAUUAUGUAAUGCUAAUGCGAAUACUAACGACAAUAAAAUAAAGAUUGACAAGAAAACAAAUGAAUAAGUAGAGAAAAAUCGUAAAAUUAAAAUUUUCAGUGCAACGAAAAUAUAGAAGAAAAAGAAAAAUAAUCCAUCACCUGCAGAAGAUUGGGAAGUCAAGAGGAAACUAUGAAGUUCAAGAGGAAUCUAUUGAAAACAAGGCUUAAGAAUGUGAAUAAAUGGGAAAGGUGCCGUUGAGAAAGCAAAAGAUCUAUAGACCGACUCCCGCUGAUCAAAACAGACGCCAGCCAGCGUGGGGAAGCACGAGGUUAAUCAAAACAAGCCAUGGACACCAGUAAUGUAGGAGAGGAAGAGAAGGAAGGAGAGGUUACAUAUGAAGAGAAACUCAAGUACGUCAGUGUCAUUGCCCAGCCCAUGGCGUCCAAGAAGCUAGCCGGCAGGAUAUACAAGUUGAUCAAGAAAGCUUCCAAACAGAAGACAUUUCUGAGAGAUGGAUUAAAGGAUGUACAGUCAAGGAUCAGGAAAGGAGAAACAGGAAUUGUCAUCUUUGCUGGAAAUGUUUCUCCUGUUGAAGUGAUGUGCCACCUCCCUGCUGUGUGUGAGGAAAAGGAGAUUCCUUACAUAUACACACCAUCCAGGGAAGAUUUAGGUGCUGCCAUGGGGACCAAAAGGGGUUCCCUUCUUGUUCUUAUUCGGAAAAACAACGAAUACCAGGAAUUAUAUGACAAAGUGCUUGAAGAAAUUAACAAAGUACCUAGAGUUUAUUAACUUUGUCAUAAACAUAUAAGUACAGUUCAGUUUUAAUAAAAGUAUAAAAAGUUAAA
Scylla paramamosain (green mud crab) is the source of this 971-nucleotide messenger RNA. RefSeq names its product H/ACA ribonucleoprotein complex subunit 2-like protein (gene NHP2). Gene Ontology annotation, biological process: snRNA pseudouridine synthesis; rRNA pseudouridine synthesis; maturation of LSU-rRNA. The record is from RefSeq and is a predicted model, not a curated record. Gene Ontology annotation, molecular function: box H/ACA snoRNA binding. NCBI's taxonomy places the organism in Eukaryota, Metazoa, Arthropoda, Malacostraca, Decapoda, Portunidae. Gene Ontology annotation, cellular component: box H/ACA snoRNP complex; cytosolic large ribosomal subunit. The transcript is spliced from 3 exons. Bases 472 to 915 code for a protein of 147 amino acids.